Molecule: messenger RNA, 6591 nt
Organism: Plasmodium yoelii
Lineage: Eukaryota; Apicomplexa; Aconoidasida; Haemosporida; Plasmodiidae
Product: conserved Plasmodium protein, unknown function
Exons: 4
Coding region: 1-6591 (2196 amino acids)
Source: RefSeq, a predicted model, not a curated record
AUGAAUAAGAGAAAAGGGAAAGUGUGGCUUUUCCUUUUUAUAAUCUGUUUGAUAGUUAUUAAUUUUAAGAUUUCUUAUGAACAAAAUAAUGAAAGGAAUCUUAGUGAAAUAACAAAAAAUGAAAUCGAAUAUGAAAGAUGUCAAAAUUUAGUACCUUUUUAUUUAAAUAACCCAGAAUAUUAUACUAUGUUAAAUGAAAUUAAUGUAUCAAAUGAAUAUUCCAUAAAAUUUGAUAUAACAUAUAUAUAUUUUGAAUAUAUAAAUUGUAAUUUUUAUAUAAAUCUAAAAUUAUAUAGUAAAGAUGUUAAUAAAGUUGAAUUAUAUGAAUAUGUAGAUAAUAAAGGUAUUUUGAUAUUUUCUGAAAAUAGUAAAGACAAUUUAAUAAAAUAUUUAUUUCAUGUGCAAGAUGAUAAGAAUAGCAACAAAAAUGAAAAUAAAAAUGAAAAUAAAAAUGAAAAUAAGCGCGUUUUUUAUUUUAUUAUAUAUUCAAAUAAAAUCGAAACAUCUAAUGAAUGUGUUAAUAUAAGAUUAGAUAUAGGAAUAGGGCCGGUUGUUUUGGAAAAGGGGGAUACAAAAAUAGAGAGUACAAAAAAGGGGGAUAUACAAAAAGAGGGGAGACAAAAUGAGGGUAGACAAAAAGAGGAUAGACAGAUAGAACAUCAUAAUAGCUACAUAAUAAUUAGAGAUAAUUAUAGAUAUGCAACAGAUGGUUAUUUUAAUUUUUCUUUAAAAAAUAAUAAAGAUUUUUAUAUUUAUGAAAAUGGUAAAAAAUAUGGAAUCAUAUAUAAUGUUAUAAUUAUUCUCGAAUUUAAUGAAGAAAAUAAUAUAAAUUUUUUUUCACUUUUAUCACAAGGAAAAAAUAAAUGGAAUAAUUUUUCUAUGCAAUUAAAAAAAAUAAAAUUAGAUAAAAAUUAUUUACAUAAUAUGAAUAUAGAAUAUAUAAUAAAACAUGCGAAUGCUGAUAUGACUUGUAAUGAUAUGUGUAUAAAAAGUGAUGAAUCGAAAAAUGGGAUAAUAUUUUUAAAUGCUUUAUUAAGUAAUAAUUAUAUUUAUAAUUUUCAAAUAAGAUAUGCUGAAAAUGAAAAUGAAAAUAAUUACAUAAAUAAUGAUAUUAACUAUGAUAAUGAAAAUAAAAGUAAUAAAUAUUUGGGUAGAAAUAGUGUAGAGAGUAAAAAAGAAAUGUUUAAUCAAGAUAAUAUAAUUUAUUUUAAUUUUGAAUAUAAUAUAGUUAACAAUGUUGAUAAAUAUACAAUGAUAGACUAUUUAAAAGGCCAUUUUAAUCAUGAAAAUAUUCAGAAUACAUUUUUUUUUGAUAAAAUAAUUCAAAUAAAAGAUAAUAAUAUAAAUAAAAAUAAUAUAUUGCCAAUAAUUGGAUUUAAUAAAGAAUGUGUAGGAGAAAAUAAAAAAGAAUGUAAUAAAUAUGAGAUAAAUAAUAAUUAUAUAAUUUAUGGAAAUACUAUUGAAAUAGAUGAUAAUUUUAUUUUAAAUUUUGAUCCUAAUAAUUUAUUUAAAGAAGAAACAAAAGUGAACAUAACAAUCGAAGAAGAAUCUUUUUUUAUGUUUACACUAGAAUCAAAAUCAGAAAAUAUUUUUGUAAAUUUAUUAAAAAAAAAUUCAACAGAAAAUGUUUGUAAUACAUAUUAUUUAAAGCAUAUAAAAGAUUAUAAUUUAUUUAGCUAUUUAACUAAAAAUGAAAAAAAUAUUUUGAAAUAUGAUAAAACUAAUUUUAGUAGACAUCAUAUAAAAAAUCUAUCAAAGAAAAUUAUAAUAUAUAUAAAAUGUAUUCUUUUGGAAGGAGAAUAUGACCUUAAGAUAAAUUUUGAAGAAUAUAAUAAAAAAUUUGAAUCAAAUAAUAUUAAUUUAAUAAUUCAGCCAUUACAUAUAUAUGAAAAGGUACAUUCAUGUGAUCGUAAAAUGAAUAUAAUAACAGAUAUGUUUUAUUAUAAUCUUCGAACUGAAAAUGUGAAUAAAAAAAAUGAUAAUAAUGUUAUAUCUUAUAAAAAUAUAUAUGAAAAUAUGUGGGAAUUAAAUAAUUCAUUAUUUGAUGAUUUUGAUUUUAUAAUAUUAUAUGAAAAUGAGAUAUUUGAAAAUGUUGAUAAAAUAAUAGUUACUAUAAAUAAUUCAAUAUUCUCUGAUAUAUUUAUUAUAAUUUUUGAAACAGUAAAAGAUGAAACACAUUAUUAUAUAUACAAAAAUUCUAAAUCAACAAUUGAAUAUGAAAUAAAAAAUAAAUUAAAUAAUAAAAUAAGUAUAUAUGUAUUAACACCAAGUUUACAUUAUAGUGGUAGAAAAAUAUGUGGUUUUUUUUUUGUUGAUAUAGAUUUUAUAGAAAAUAAAAAGGAAUCUAUUGGAGAAAUAACAUUAUUUAAUAAUAUGUAUAAAUCAAAUAGAAGUUAUAUUGGAAGUAUUAAUCAUAUUCCAUAUUUAAUUAUAGGAUAUGAUACAUAUUCAUUUAGUAAUUUCUGUUACAUACCAGAUAAUAAGGAACAUGUUCUUAUAAUUUUUAUUGAAAAGGAAUCUAUAAUAAAAAUAAAUUGUUUUAUGGAAAAUUAUGUAUAUAUAGAACUAUAUGAAAGAAAACAUAUUGGUGGUGAAAUAAAAAAAAUUAAAUUAUUUGAAGAGUAUCAACAAGUAUAUAUUGAAUCAUUUACUAAGGGAGAGUAUGAGAUUGUGUUUAAAUUUAAUGUACAAAAUGAUAGAGAAAUGAGCAAUUUUUUUUAUUUACAAAUAUAUAUAUAUCAAAUAAAUUUAUUGGAUAAAUGUGUUUUUCAUAAUGAAGAUGAUUUUGGCGAAAUAGCGGAGGGUUCGAGUUCUGUAUAUGAUCUAAAUGAAGUUGAUAGAAAAAUAAAAAGUAAAAAUGGUAAAAAAAAUAAAGAAAUUGGAUAUUUUAAUGAUAAUAAUGGCUUUAUAUUUGAAAAUGAAUCUUCUUACUAUUUGUUUAAACGAUAUUUACUAUUUCUUUUUCCAAAAAAAAUUGAUGAAAAAAUUGAAAAAAAAAUAAUAUUACCAGAAACUAAUAAUUCUGGGUUUGUAUUAAAAGCUGAAUUAGUGUUUCAUAAAAAUUUUUUACCUUAUAAAUUAUCUUUAGAAGAAGAUGGGGAAAAUAUAUUAGCCCAUGAAAGUAAUAUAUAUAAAAAUAAAAUUAUAAUAACUUUUAAUAUUUUAAAUAAAAAUGUAAAAUAUGUAAAAUUAUAUAUAUAUCUGUAUGAUAAUGUACAUGAAAAAUUAAUUAAAGAUUAUUGCCCAUAUGCUUAUUUAAAUAUUGUUUAUACACAUGAGUUGGAAAAAUAUAGAGAACAUGAAAACGAUGAAUAUCAAUAUGACACUAUGCAUUUGCCCCUUUUUUUGAAUAACAUAUUGUUGAAAAGGUACGAAUAUUCUGAUGAUGUGGAAGAGGAAGAUGUAGAAAUUGGUAAAGUAGAAACGGAAAGUGGGAAUGAUAAAAAUGUAAGAGUAGUUCCUUUUGACAAAAAAAAUGGAAUGUGUAUUGGGAACCAAAAGAUAGAAUAUAAAUUUAUCACAAGUAAUAAUAAUAUGAUGUUUUUUUUAGCAGAAAGAGAUGCUUUUUUAAAUAUAUACAUUUAUAAAGAAGGAAAAGAAGAUAUUAUGUUAAAUAUUUAUAAAUAUAAAAAUAUAUCAAAAUUUGAAAAAAAUGAAAUAUUACCAUAUGAUGAAAUAAAUAAAGAUAUACAAUCUUGUUGUGAAGAAAUAUUUUCACAUUCUAAUGUUAAUGAUAUAAAUAUAUCAACUUAUUUUGAAAAAGGGUUAUAUAUAUUUAAAUUUUCUGAAAAAUUGCCAUAUAUAAAUAUGAUAUUUAGUGUAAUAUGGGUGGAAAUACCAAAUGUUAAUGAUAUAAUUAUGGGUUCAAAUAUAAAUAAUAAAUAUGAAAUUAAUAGAUAUAUUGAAGAAAAUGAAUCUAAAUUUUAUUUUAGUAAAGAAUUAAAGUGUGGUGAUAAAAAGGGAAUAUUUUAUGAUGAAAACAAAUUGAAAGAUUUAGAAAAAUUUGUUAUAGAAAAUAUGUUUGAAAAAAAUUUAUAUACAAUUUAUUUUGGAAAUAAAAAAAAAGAAAUAACAAUUUCAAAUGAUUCAAAAAAUAUAGUAAUGUAUGAAAGAAUACAUAUAUGUUUUGGAAAUGAAAUAUUUAAUCAUCAAGUUAUUAAUAAUACAAAUUAUAUUAAAGAAAAUGAAGAGUCUCAUAUUAUUUUGACUUUAAAUGUUGAAAAAGAAUGUCAAGUAUAUGUAGAAGUAAAACCUCAUUUUUAUUAUUUUAUAUAUCCAUUUAAAAUAAAUAUAUUAUCAAAAAAUUCAUAUUUUAAAGUAUCAAAUGAAUAUAAAAAAUAUGUGUAUGCAAAUAUUGAACAAGGGGAAUAUAAUAUAGAGAUUUCUUUUAAAAUGGAAAAUUAUAUAAAUAAUAAAAUAAAGAAAAUUGAUGGUGUUAUAUUUGAUUUUAUAAUAUUUAUAUAUAAUACAUCAAAUGAAAAUAAAUUAAAAAAUAUUGAUUUUUCAGAUGAAGAAAAAAAACAGAUGGUAUCAUUAAAAAAUGAGACAUCUAAUAUGAAUAAAUUAUAUACUCGAAAAAUUUAUAAAAAUAUUUUCAAAAAAGUUAAUCUUAAAAAUUUAAAUGAAAAUGGAAUUGUAGUAAAUGAAAAAAUAACUACACAUAAAUCGAAAUAUAGCUAUUUUUUUUGUUAUGAUAAAUAUAUUAUUAAAAAUCAUCAGGAAAUAUUUUUUACAUUAGUAGAUAAUGUGGAUUAUAUUUUGAAAGUUUAUUUAGCACCAAUCUAUGAACUAAGUGGAAAUAAUAAUUCGAAAAAUAUAAAUAAUGAUUUUGAACAUUUUGAAAAUUUUGAAAAUUUUGAAAAUUUCGAAAAUAGUGACAAUAAUAGCGAAUCUUCAUCUCUUUAUAAUUUUUCUACAAAUUAUUUAAACUAUACAUUAAACGUUCGAAAUGUUUUUAAUAUUGAGGUGGUAAAUGAGAGUAUGAAUAAUGAUUAUAUUCCUGAAAAGGUAAUUAAAGAGAAAAGAUUAAAAAAUAAAAUAAUUGAAAAAAAAACACCGGAUUCAAAUAUAUUAUAUACAAACGAGGAUGAUGAAUAUAUAUUAAAUGUAUAUGAGGUUAAUAAAAAUUUCAAGUUGGUUAUUAAAAACUACAAUAAUAUAGAUAGUAAUAUUGAAUUAGUUUUAAGUUUAGUUCCUUUAAAAUAUUAUAAAAUGAAUAUGAACACAAAAUAUGCCAAUGAAUAUAUUAACAGCUAUUUUAAAAGUAUUUUUAAUACGAUAUCUGUUAAAACAAAUUUAUAUAGUGGUAUAAUUUUUGAGAAUAGAGAACAUUCUACUCACAUAUAUACACGUGUAGAAACUUCGGUGGUGUAUUUAAAAAAUAUUAUCAUGGAAGAAACAUUUUCUUUCCCUUUGCAUGUUAAGAAGGGUAGCUACAUCAAGCUAAACAUUGGAUAUGACUUUUCAAGGGUUAACUUUGAUGUCAAAAUUAUGAGAAAUAAUAAGAAGGUCUCAACUAGUAAUAAAAUUAAAGGAAAUAUGGAUAAUGGAAAAAUAAAUAUUUUUGAAAACAUUAGUUUGUUUUUAGAAGAAGGAGAGUAUACAUUUCAAAUAUGGUUUUACAACUUAACUGACAAUUAUAUUCAUAUAAAUAAGAAUAUGGGUUUUCCUUUUUAUUUUUCACUUGAAAUUUUUGAGUUUGCUGAAAAUAAAAAUAAUACUUCAGUGUUAUUAGAUGUGUAUCCUCACCGUUCAGUAUAUGUAGACAAAGCUUACCCCUUUAAUAUUGAUCUUAUUUUUUGGUCCGAGGAAAAGAGAGAGAAACAUGGCUUUAUGGAAGAUGAAAUGAAAAAAAUAGUAUAUUUAAGAGUUGGUGAAAUAAUAAAAUCAGGAAAAAUAGAAAUCCAAAAAAGUUAUUUAUUACCAGAAGAUAUGAGCAAUCUUAAAAAUAACAUGACUUUAAAAUUUGAUUUAAAAGAUAAUGUUGAUAUGAUAAGUGAAAAUAACAAUGAAAAUAACAAUGGAAAUAACAAUGAAAAUAACAAUAAAAAUAAUAGAUAUCUUUUCACUUUUUUAAAUAACGAUGUAAAAGAAAAUGAAGUAGCUAUAGAAACGAAUAAUACAAAUCUUAAUAAUCAAGAAAAACUUAAACAAAUUCAUAAUGAAAGUGUAAAUAAAUCGAUUUUACUUGAAUAUAAGAAAGAAGAUUCUGAAAAGAUAGAAGAAAAGGAUAGUUACAUUUCUCAUAAUGUGAAUCAAGACAUGUUUUAUGAUAUAGAUAAAGCUAUCAAAAAUUAUCGUUCUAGAGAAAACAACGAAUCGAAAGAAAUAACAUCUUCUAUUUUUAAUAAACCAUUCUCAGACCCAGAUGAUAAAUCCUGUAUAUACAUACCUAUAUUUUUAAUAGAAAUAUACUGUUUCGAAAAAAAUAAUUUGUUUUAUUUUAUAUUCAUUUUGUUUAUUUUUUUUAUGACUAGUGCAUUUAUAUUUUUAUUAAUAAAAUUUUACAAAAAUUGGAAAUAUUACAGAAAUUAUGAAAGUUUCAAAGAAUAUGAUGAAACAAUUAGUCUUUUUGAUGAUGAUGAUAUAUAA